Molecule: messenger RNA, 2399 nt
Organism: Parathielavia appendiculata
Lineage: Eukaryota; Fungi; Ascomycota; Sordariomycetes; Sordariales; Chaetomiaceae
Product: HET-domain-containing protein
Exons: 1
Coding region: 51-2114 (687 amino acids)
Source: RefSeq, a predicted model, not a curated record
UCACAACAUCGGCGUUGCUCGCGUUUCCACCCGUCCUCCCACUUCAGGAGAUGGCAAUAGCCGGGAAGGCAGCGGUCUAUCAGAGCGACGAUCUGCGCCUUGGCCGUCGACAGAUACGGCUGCUCUCCAUCUCGACCAGUCCGUCGCCGAGCAACGACAUUCCCAUCGCAUGCAGCCUUGAUGUCGUGGAUUUAGACUGCAUAUCAGAAUUCUACGCGCUGUCAUACACUUGGGGCGCGCCGACCGAAUAUGGCCCACUCAGCACACUGAGCAGCCGUUCGGACUGUCCCAUCCUCUGCAACGGCCAGGUGCUAUGUGUAACCGCAAACCUCCACAGCUUCCUCCUCCGGGCCCGCCAGUUGCCUGGCCUCGCCCUUCGAAAGUUCUGGAUAGAUGCCGUAUGCGUCAACCAGCGGGACAAGAGAGAGCGAAGCGAGCAGGUCAUGCUCAUGGCGGACAUUUACCGCACAGCCACUGUGGUCGUCUCCUGGCUUGGCGAACAGGACCGUCAUACCGAGCCGGGGUUUACAUUGCUCGCGGAGCUCAAAGAGGUCUCGGACUACGCGCCGCAUCUUCUUAACUAUCUCUCCAAGCUAUCGCCCGACUCCCAUGAGUAUGGCGACGACGAGCGGAUGGCACUCUUCUCUUGCCGGCAGUUGUGGGUCUCUGUUGCCCACGUUUUCCAGCGGACCUACUUCUCCCGAGCCUGGAUCAUCCAAGAAGUGGUACUGUCAAGGACUGUCAAGGUCCUCUGCGGGUUGUACGAGCUCGACUGGUCCGUCAUUGCCGAGGCAUCUCACUUCUUCUCGACCUCGGGUUGGGCGCGACAUCUCACCUCCCUCUUCAUCGAGUCUGCCAAGCAGGCGCUUCCAUGGCAGCAACUCAGCCCCGACGAGCACGCAAACCUUAGAUUCCGCUACCAGUCCCCGACAACGCUCCGGUCGACGGCCAAGGAAUACAAGAAGAGGAAGCAGCAGGGAUAUCAGCACCAAAACCGCGCCGAUUGGGCCAGGACCCUCGUCUGCAACCUCAUCCGGGCUCGCAGCUUCAAGGCCACGGACCCGCGCGACAAGGUGUACGCCUUGCUCGGCCUCGUCCACGAAUACGCGCACGACAAGCCCGGCCUGGCCCCGGCGUACGAGCUCUCCGGGGCGCAGGCCCCGGCUGCCGCCUUCACCCGAGCCGCCAUCCAGAUCCUUGAGGACGGCGACGGCGACCUCCUGCUCCUGUCGUGCGUCGAGGGCGAAAAGUACCAGCAACAAGCCACGGGGCGUCUCCCCUCGUGGGUGCCCGACUGGUCGGCUGAGGCGCCCACGGGCUUGCGCGUGACCGGUUACGGCCGGUACUCGGCCUCGGGCGGCCUGAAGCAGCGCCCGAUCGUGGAGCGCGAGAGCCUUACCCUGGGCUUGGUGGGGCUCCGACUGGACCGCGUCACCAUGGUGGGCGAGACCAAGCUGGAGGUCUUGCGCGGCGAGCCGUUCCCCGGAUGGCUCGAGAUAGUCGAGUCGCUCGACACCUUCUACGGCCGGAAGGGCGCCGAACAGCACAAACUCGAAGCCUUUUGGCGGACCCUCAUCGUGAACACGGCGGGGUACCCGCCCCGGCUCGUCCCGGACGGUGAGUGCUUGGGCGCGUCCUUCGGCAAAUGGUUCCGCGAAACCACUUGCCGUGUCGACGUAGACCGUAACCCGGACGGCCAAGACGGGAACCACAAAUGGCACGCCCUGGCGGAUCGGUUCCGGCAGUCGUUGAACGACCUAUGGGACGCGCAAAGCUGCAGUGCGGCGAGCAUGAGCGAGUUUGUGACGCCCUUCUCGUUGAGUCAGCACCUGCGGCUGUUUAGGACGGCCGAGGGAUACCUCGGGAUCGGGUCCGAGUGUGUUGAAGUCGGGGACUCGGUCUGGAUCGUUCCCGGUUCCUGCGUGCCGUUGCUGUUGAGAGGAGUGCAACACCUUGAACUUGAGCAAGGGCAGUCCUCGAGAGAUAAUAGGCACCGACUGGUCGGCGGGGCAUACGUCCAUGGUGUCAUGGAAGGCGAAGCUGUGUCUCCGUCGGCCAGCGGAAUGACUACCGAAGGGAUCCAGAACUUAAUGGAAACGUUUACGCUUGAAUAGGGUAAGAGAGCGACCAGCCACAUUGCUGCUGCCACAACCAUACUUCGCGAUCAAUAUGCCAUGUUGACAAGCACUUGAGAUGGGUAAUCCAUCUAUCUCCCGUUUUACUGGGCCCCAAGCAGCAAUUAUCAAGUGGCCGAAGGUAGUGCAAAGAAUGUGGAGGCAUACAGAGCAUGAUGUCUUGUCCUGUCAGUGGAGCCAUAACUCGAGUGGUGAUGUUGGACAGCCAACAGCCACGAAUUUAUCGUACCGCAGUAAUUGGGCACUAAAAGAUAGACAGCAACU